Molecule: messenger RNA, 1536 nt
Organism: Caenorhabditis remanei
Lineage: Eukaryota; Metazoa; Nematoda; Chromadorea; Rhabditida; Rhabditidae
Exons: 8
Coding region: 1-1536 (511 amino acids)
Biological process (GO): transmembrane transport
Molecular function (GO): transmembrane transporter activity
Source: RefSeq, a predicted model, not a curated record
AUGACGGCAACGAGCCCGAAUACGAUCAAAAUCGGCUCGUUUGAGGUGUCCCGUCCAAUUGCAUUUACCUAUUUACUCACUAUUUUCUAUAAUAUUACAUUUUUCCUUCAAUUCUCUGCGACACCGUAUCUGGUAAAACAAUUGCAACUUUCUGAUGCAGACUUUGGUUACAUUCAAACAAUAUUCGGAGUAUUUCAAAUGAUUGGCGGACCACUUUUUGGAUAUGUGAUUCAGAAAUUUGGUAUAAGAUAUGCACUUCAUUUAUGCUAUUUUUCAACGCUUCUCUCAGGAUUAUCGCUUUAUUUUUCUUUUGACUACUAUUCCCUCCUUCUAUCCCGUAUUCCUGUAGUAUUCAUGCAUGGCCAACAAGCCCAUCAGACCCUUCUAUCUGCUCUAACAACACCUGGAAAAGAGAGAACAAGUGCAUUCGGACGAAUGGGUCUCACUUUUGGAAUUGGUUUCAUUUUUGUACCCAUUUUUUCGAUUGCUGCCACAAAGAUCGGUGGAGAUCUGGCACCUCUUCUGGUGUCAGCUGCAUUGUGUGCUCUUCCUUCAAUUGUAUUGGAGACAUGUAUUGAAAGGAAGUCUUAUGAGCACGAAAUCUCUCAAGAUGAUUCAAAUGGUCCUCCUCCACAAAUCAACAUCACCAACGUCGUCAGAAUACUCCAGAAACCAGGAGUCCUCAACGUAAUGGCCAAGAAAAAUGGAGGAGUUGUGCCGUUUUUGAUGAUUAUUGCAGUGCUUAAUUUGUACAUAAUCGAGAAAUUCAAUGCAACAAACACUGAAAAUCAGAUAAUGCAAAUGAUGAUGGGUGUGUUUAUCAUGUUUUCGAAUGGAUUUGGAGUCAUUUGGUUGAGGAAAAAGUUCGAUGAGCAGACACUUCUCAUCAUUGGAUCUCUGAGUUUUGUCGUCGGAUACACUCUCUUCACAUUUGUCUUCUUCAACUUCUGGAUGCUUCUUGUCAUUAUGCCAUUCGUUUCUCUCGGAAUGAGUGUGGUUGCAACGUGUUCUGAUAGUUUAUUGACAGCUUUGGUAGACGAAUCUGAGCAGGGUAUCGUCCUCGGAACUGCCACAUCUCUCAACUCCCUCGUCCGCACAUUUUCUCCCCUUUUCGCCGGUUCUCUACUUCAAAAUUACGGAUUCCAAUCGCUGACGAUACUCGGAGUUGUCGGUUCACUUCUUGCAAUCGGCCUUAUGAUUAUGUCGCCGGUCGACGAGAAUCUCAUUAAGAAACACAAAACGGAACUCUCAUCAGUCGACGCCUUCUCAUUCUCCAAUUGUUUCUUCACCGGAUCUGGAAUCUUUGCAAGUUCUUCCAGAACUUUCUUCGGUUUCUCAACAAUCGGUCGAUUCCUCUCAUUAUUUUUCUCAAUAAUCCUUAAUUGCUCUUUUGAAACAAGUGGUUUUGCAGUCACUGGCUCCGCAAUAGCCAAUGGAAGUUGCUUGUCCAUCUUUGGAUCUUCUGGAGUGUUCGCAUCUCUCGGAGGACUUGGAUCAUGUGCAUUGAUUCCUGGUGGAGUCACUUCUUCAUCAUAG